Punctularia strigosozonata HHB-11173 SS5 is the source of this 1595-nucleotide messenger RNA. RefSeq names its product pectin lyase-like protein. The record is from RefSeq and is a predicted model, not a curated record. Lineage: Eukaryota; Fungi; Basidiomycota; Agaricomycetes; Corticiales; Punctulariaceae. The coding region runs from base 282 to 1562 and encodes 426 amino acids. The transcript has 10 exons.
GUUCCUCGGCUACAUUGUGCCCGCCUGUCAUCGGGAAUAGUCGAGAAGAGACACCAUGCUAGACGCUGUUGGCUCUCAUCAUAUCGCAAGGGAAAAACUCGGACUACGGCAGUCCAGUCCUGAAGCUACGUUCCCUGCAGUUGCCAUCCAAGCUUCUUCGACAUGCCCAUGUUCCUUGCAUCUCUGCGUACGGUCCGGGAGCUUUCCCAUCUCCUCGAUCACGCAUACAAGACGUGGAAUGAACUGGAGAGGGGGAGUGACUCGGACACGACUUCGCCGUCAUGCUUGUAGCUCUAUUCCUACUUACUAUGGGUACAUUGACGCGCUUGUCGACGGCGAUUCCUGCGUUCCCUGGCGCUGAAGGAUUCGGCGCCGUCGCAAGCGGUGGACGUCACGGCAGCGUCUAUGUUGUCACUAAUUUGAACGAUACUGGCGCCGGUAGCUUUCGUGAUGCUGUAUCAUCUCCCAACCGAAUCGUCGUGUUUGCUGUGGGCGAGUUGCACCAUACUGUUCAUUAUAUUCGAGUUCAUAGCGGUCUGAUUACUAUUGGUGAUCGCAUUGUCGUAUCCCCGAAUGUGACCAUCGCAGGACAAACCGCCCCUGGGCAAGGUAUCACAGUUUACGGCAACGGUUUAUCCUACUCUGGCGCCGACAACACCAUUACGCGAUACAUUCGGUAUCGUAUGGGGACCACCGGUGACGCUGGAAAGGAUGCGAUUACGAUCGCCAACGGCCAAAACAUGAUAUUCGACCAUGUCAGCGUCUCAUGGGGUCGAGACGAGACGUUCUCUAUCAACGGAGAUGUCUCCAAUAUUACUAUAUCGGAUUGCAUCAUCGCACAAGGUCUCGAGACUCACAGUGCCGGUGGUUUGAUACAAACCAGCGGUGGGGUGAGCAUCUUGCGGACUUUGUAUAUCGACAACCAGACCCGGAAUCCAAAGACCAAGGGGGUACAGGAGUACAUCAACAACGUGGUAUAUAACUGGGGAACUGGAGGAGGUUACAUCUGCGGGGACUCGGACGGUCUGUCGGAGGUGAACAUCAUCAACAAUGUCUUCAUCAGUGGGCCGUCGACGGGGAUUGAACCGUUCACCCGUGGCAACCUCAACUUUCAAACUAAUUACUACGAUCCUGAUCAGGAUGGAACGCGCAACGGGUUCAUACUUUCCGAGAACAUCGCCGACUAUUCCAAUGUCUCCUUCCAAGCCAACCCAUACCCAUACCCUGGUGUCGCAAUAUUAUUCUCACCGACAGACGCGCUGUCACAUGUGAUAUCGUCCGCUGGGGCCAGCUUGUCGCGAGAUCAUCUCGACAACUACUUGAUCAACACCGAACUCGGAAGUUUCGGAAAGGUCGGGGAGCUCAUCACGGACCCUACUGCCAGCCCCAUCAAUGGCCCUGGACCAGUCACAGGAGGCACUGCACCGAAAGAUACGGACGGGGAUGGCAUACCCGAUGCAUACGAGAGCGCGCACGGGUUGAAUCCAAGCGUCAACGAUGCCAUGGUGAUCGCUUCUAACGGGUAUGCCAAUAUCGAGAACUACGUCAAUUCACUGGUGUGAGAGACGGAUCAUACGGUGCACAAUAAUUGGAUG